AUGGCCUCGGGGAUGUCAGACCAAGCAGUGAAUUCAGAGGAACCUGGACGUGUACCUGAGGAUCGUAUCUUGCAUAUUCGAAAUAAUGAAAUGGAAGAUGAUCAUCAAGGAGAUUCAGAUACUGACUUAGAUGAGGAAGAGAGCGACUUUAGGCAUGGAACAAUUCAUGUUUGGGAUGAAGAUAGCGAUGAAGACGACCAGCCACCAUCCCAACCGGGUAUCAUUCCAUUUUACCAUACCAGAGCCGAACGAUUCAAUAAUAUAGAAAAUAUCCAGCCAGUUGCUGGAUGGUGGCGUACUCUUCUUAUCGGCUCUGCUACUCCAGGGUCCUUGAGCAAGGCGCAUGUGGCAAUGAACUUAUUCUCCUCGAGUCUACACCCUGGUGUUUUGUUGGCUAUGCCAGUAUACUUCUUCCGCGCUGGUAUAAUUCCUGGUAUGAUUGUACUUGUAUUAGUUUCACUUUUGGGAGCCUUUGGAGGUGGGCUAUGGGUCUCGCUCGGUCGGUAUGUGGGCGGAAACACCAUUGAGGCAAUUACAGCUAAGGCAUUUGGCAUGAACACGCACUGGAAACGGGGUAUUGGUUAUGGAAUUAGCAGCUUGGCCCUGGUCACAUAUUGCACCGGCGCAGCGGUAAUCGCGUACCAUGCCAUGACCGACUUGCUGUUGCAAGUAUUUUUUCAUUAUUCCUUGCCUGGACAAAUUUUUCACGGUCGAGCCUUUGUCACUCUCGUCAUUGGUGGCUCACUCACGCUACCUCUCCUUUUAUCUAUGACGCCAAAGCGUAACAUGAUCCAAAUUCAAUCAUGGACUGUCAUCUUGCUCUAUCCGGCCAUCGUCAUUAUCAUGUUGAUUCGAAUCGACGAAUGGAAACUUCAUGAUUUCUGGAGACCGGGUCAGUUAUCUUCUAGCCUCAACUCGGAGGCCAUGGUUCCAUUGCUAAAGCUGCGAGAUUAUUCUUGGCCGUGGGCCAGCACAGCCAUGCUGCCUCUCUUCACGCUAAGUGCAUCGCCACCUCAGAUCCUUGCCCAUAAUCGUUCUUUGCGACGGAAGAACGUCUAUGAUUCUAAUGUAAAGUCAUUCUUAAUCGCACAAAUGAUUCAAAUUGUGUUGCUCUUAUUAACAACCUAUAUGGUUGCGAUUCAGUUGGGCGUGUUUGGUGCAUCAAAGAUGCUAGGUGGCUUGCAUGCAAAUUUUUUUAGCUCUCUGCCACUUGAUGAUGACUAUGUGAACGUUUGCCGGAUACUCUUCUCUGUCCUUCUCGCAUCACAUCUUACAGUCUGUCUCGCAUCCGCCCGCUCGUGCUGGAGCCACCUCCUUAAUGUGAUUAAAGUCCACCCUCUGAAGAGUGUGCAACCGCCUACGCCUCGUGUAAUGAAGAAGUCUACCCGCUCUGGUCGAAAGCACUCUUCUUCUACGUUUCCAAGCCCAGCAUGGCUACCUAGUGCAUCAAGAAGUGUCGAUCCUAUCUCUGAGCUUUCUGAAGUUUCGGCCUGGAAAAGGUUUAAACUUCUGCGAGAUAUGCUUGCUGGAUUUACAUUAUGGACAAUUACUGCGCUGACAGCCUUUUUUUCAGGUGUGGGAGGCGUAUUUAUGCGCGAAGAAAAGGAAGGUGAAGAGCUGCGGUUUUUGCGCUCGCUUGAAGCAAUAGGGUUAGUGGGGGCAUUUGUGGGAUUCAUCCUUCCUGCUCUCAUCUGGCUUGUACUCUUUUGGAUUCGCAGACCACGCGCCAUUCUCAUGCUUCAAACAAAUUCGAUGCGUAGACGCCUUAACCAAUAUCUUCUUUCACCUCUGAGUAAUCUUAUUGGGAAGUCUUCUUAUCCAGAGGAGGAACCCUUGCUGACACACCAGGCUCCCUGGUCCUCUACAGACCCAGGUCCUUCGCAUAAUGCACAAUCGGUUCCCGUCACAAUACCAAACCAUUUAAACGAACACACGUCUUCUACAUGUGACGACGCCACAUUAGUCUUACUGGCUCGGAAAGAGCGAGAUCUCCAGCGCAAAACUAGGUUUCGGAGACGGUUUCAGGAGCUACUCGUUGUGGUUGCACUGCUGCCGUUUGGCCUCUUCCUUGUCAUUAUGGCAUUAAUAGAAUUGAUGGAAGGUGGAUUUUAA
Messenger RNA from Malassezia sympodialis ATCC 42132, 2112 nucleotides. RefSeq lists its product as uncharacterized. Gene Ontology annotation, cellular component: membrane. The record is from RefSeq and is a predicted model, not a curated record. Gene Ontology annotation, molecular function: L-amino acid transmembrane transporter activity. Gene Ontology annotation, biological process: amino acid transmembrane transport. NCBI's taxonomy places the organism in Eukaryota, Fungi, Basidiomycota, Malasseziomycetes, Malasseziales, Malasseziaceae.